AAUACUCUACGGAACCCCUUUGUGCAAGUUUUUGUAAAGUUCUCCGUGGGACUUGAUGCUGUUGAACUCCUGAAGCAGAUUGAUGACCUGGAUGUUCUCAGGCUGAAAUUAGAAAACAACAUUGACAUCAUCGAUCAACUGAACACACUGUCUUCUCUGACGGUGAACAUUUCCUCCUGUGUGCUGUAUGACCGCAUCCAGGCAGCAGACACUGUGGAGGAGAUGGAGAUGGUGGCUGAAAAGCUCUACAAAAGCAAUGAACUCUUUGGAAGUGUCAUUUUUAAGCUUCCAUCUAACAGAAGCUCACACAGAGGCUACGACUCUGAAAAUGUCUCUCUUCCUCCUAUCGUAAAAUAUACUAUCCGCAUGAGUCUGAAGACUGCACAGACCACAAGGAGCAUAAGAACCAAGAUUUGGGCCCCAGGGCCACACAAUUCUCCAUCACACAACCAGAUCUACAGCCGGGCUUUCAUUUACUUGCAGGAUAGUAUUGAAAGAGCAAUCAUUGAAUUACAAACAGGAAGAAACUCCCAGGAAGUUGCUGUCCAGGUUCAAGCAGUUCCCUAUCCCUGCUUCAUGAAAGAUAACUUCCUCACCAGUGUCUCCUAUUCCCUUCCGAUCGUGCUCAUGGUUGCCUGGGUUGUAUUUAUAGCUGCCUUUGUUAAAAAGCUUGUUUAUGAGAAGGACCUUCGGCUCCAUGAGUACAUGAAGAUGAUGGGCGUGAACUCCUGCAGCCAUUUCUUUGCCUGGCUUAUAGAGAGUGUUGGAUUUUUACUGGUUACAAUUGCAAUUCUCAUCAUUAUACUCAAGUUUGGCAAUAUUCUUCCCAAAACAAAUGGCUUCAUUUUGUUCCUGUACUUUUCGGACUACAGUUUCUCAGUGAUUGCUAUGAGCUAUCUCAUCAGUGUUUUCUUCAACAAUACCAACAUUGCAGCUCUAAUCGGAAGUCUCAUCUACGUCAUUGCCUUUUUUCCAUUUAUUGUUCUGGGGACAGUUGAGGAUGAGUUGAGCUAUGUCAUAAAAGUAUUCAUGAGCCUGCUGUCCCCAACAGCAUUCAGCUAUGCAAGCCAAUAUAUUGCACGAUAUGAAGAACAAGGUGUUGGUCUUCAAUGGGAAAACAUGUACAAGUCCCCUGUUCAGGAUGAUACCACCUCAUUUGGCUGGCUUUGCUGUCUAAUUCUAGCAGACUCUUUCAUUUAUUUCUUUAUUGCUUGGUACGUCAGGAAUGUCUUCCCAGGGACAUAUGGCAUGGCAGCUCCGUGGUAUUUCCCAGUCCUUCCUUCUUAUUGGAAAGAGCGAUUUGGAUGCUCAGAGGUGAAGCGUGAGAAAAGCAAUGGCCUUAUGUUUACCAAUAUCAUGAUGCAGAACACCAACCCUUCUGCCAAUAAGACAAGUCCUGACUGUGCAUUCCCCUCCAACAUUGAACCUGAACCUAAAGAUCUCCAAGUUGGAGUUGCCCUGCACGGGGUCACAAAGAUAUAUGGCUCAAAGACAGCUGUUCAAAACCUCAAUCUGAACUUCUACGAAGGGCAUAUUACAUCACUGCUAGGGCCAAAUGGAGCUGGAAAAACCACAACCAUCUCCAUGCUGACUGGGCUGUUUGGUGCCUCAGCAGGUACUAUUUUUGUAUAUGGAAAAGAUAUCAAGACAGACCUGAAUACUGUUCGUAAAAACAUGGGAGUCUGCAUGCAACAUGAUGUCUUGUUCAGUUACCUCACAACCAAGGAGCACCUUCUCUUAUAUGGCUCCAUCAAAGUCCCUCACUGGACCAAAAAGCAGCUUCACGAGGAGGUUAAAAGGACUUUAAAAGACACUGGCCUGUAUAGCCAUCGCCAUAAAAGAGUUGGAACAUUGUCUGGGGGAAUGAAGAGGAAAUUGUCCAUAUCCAUAGCUCUCAUUGGUGGUUCAAGGGUAGUGAUACUGGAUGAACCAUCCACUGGAGUUGACCCGUGUUCUCGUCGAAGUAUAUGGGAUGUCAUAUCCAAGAACAAAACUGCCAGAACAAUCAUCCUGUCAACACACCACUUGGAUGAGGCCGAGGUGUUGAGUGACCGCAUUGCCUUCCUGGAACAAGGUGGGCUUCGAUGUUGUGGCUCACCAUUUUACCUCAAGGAAGCUUUUGGGGAUGGCUAUCACCUCACACUCACCAAGAAGAAGAGUCCAAAUCUAGACACAAAUGCAAUCUGUGACACAGUGGCAGUGACAGCAAUGAUCCAGUCACACCUCCCUGAAGCCUACCUCAAGGAGGAUAUUGGGGGAGAGCUUGUGUACGUGCUCCCUCCAUUUAGCACUAAGGUCUCGGGUGCUUAUCUGUCACUCCUGAGAGCACUGGACAAGGGAAUGGGUAAACUCAACAUCGGCUGCUAUGGCAUUUCAGACACCACUGUCGAAGAGGUCUUCCUGAACUUGACAAAAGAUUCGCAAAAAAGUGGUAAUAUGAGUCUUGAACACUUAACACAGAGGAAAGUUGGGAAUCCCAGUGUCAAUGGCAUCUCAACUCCUGACGAUUUGUCUGUGAGCAGCAGCAACUUUACAGACAGAGACGACAAAGUCCUGACAAGAAGCGAGAAGCUGGAUGGCUUUGGCCUGUUGAUGAAGAAGAUAAUGGCUAUUCUCAUCAAGCGCUUCCACCACACCCGCAGGAACUGGAAAGGUCUCAUUGCUCAGGUCAUCCUCCCCAUCGUCUUUGUAGCCACUGCCAUGGGCCUUGGCACGCUUAGAGAUUCCAGCAACAGUUAUCCCGAGAUCAUGAUCUCUCCAUCCAUUUAUGGGACCUCCGAACAGACAGCCUUCUAUGCGAAUUUUGAUCCAAGCACAAAUGCCCUGGUCUCAGCAUUGUGGAAUUUCCCUGGCAUUGACAACAUGUGUUUGAAUACAAAUGCUUCGCAGUGUUUGCAAAAAGACAGUCUGGGAAAAUGGAACACAAGUGGAGAAGCUAUUGACAACUUUGGUGUUUGCUCCUGUUCAGACAAUGUCCAGGAAUGCCCUAAAUUUAAUUAUUCCCCACCUCAUAGAAGAAUAUAUUCUUCCCAAGUUAUUUAUAACCUCACUGGGAACCACAUGGAAAAUUAUCUCAUAUCAACUGCAAAUCGUUUUGUGCAGAAAAGAUAUGGAGGUUGGAGUUUUGGGCUGAAAUUGACUAACGACCUUCGUUUUGAUAUAACAGCAGUUCCUGUCAAUAGAACUCUUGCUAAGGUGUGGUAUGACCCAGAAGGCUACCACUCCCUCCCAGCUUACCUCAACAGCCUCAACAAUUUCCUCCUCAGAGUGAACAUGUCAGAAUACGAUGCUGCCAGGCACGGGAUCAUCAUGUAUAGCCAUCCUUAUCCAGGGGUACAAGACCAGGAACAAGCCACAAUCAGCAGUUUAAUCGAUAUUUUAGUGGCGCUCUCCAUCCUGAUGGGCUACUCUGUCACCACUGCCAGCUUUGUCACCUACAUUGUCAGGGAGCAUCAGACCAAAGCCAAGCAAUUGCAACACAUUUCCGGCAUUGGUGUGACAUGCUACUGGGUGACGAAUUUCAUCUAUGACAUGGUCUUUUACUUGGUCCCUGUAGCAUUUUCAAUUGGUGUCAUCGCAAUUUUCAAGCUACCUGCCUUCUACAGUGAAAAUAAUCUAGGAGCUGUGUCUCUUCUACUUUUGCUGUUUGGCUACGCAACAUUUUCUUGGAUGUAUUUGCUGGCUGGUCUCUUCCAUGAAACAGGAAUGGCCUUCAUCACUUAUGUCUGUGUCAACCUGUUUUUUGGCAUCAAUUCCAUUGUUUCCUUGUCGGUGGUAUACUUUCUUUCCAAGGAAAAGCCUAAUGAUCCGACUCUAGAACUUAUUUCUGAAACCCUCAAGCGAAUUUUCCUGAUAUUCCCUCAAUUCUGUUUUGGCUACGGUUUGAUAGAACUCUCCCAGCAACAAGCAGUCCUGGAUUUCUUAAAGGCAUAUGGUGUGGAAUACCCAAGUGAAACCUUUGAAAUGGAUAAACUAGGUGCAAUGUUUGUGGCUUUGGUUUCUCAGGGCACCAUGUUUUUCUUGUUGCGACUCCUACUCAAUGAGUGGCUGAUAAAGAAGCUCAGGCUCUUCUUCAGAAAAUUUGUCUCCUCGCCUAUCAUGGAGACAGUAGAUGAAGAUGAAGAUGUGCGCGCUGAGAGAUUAAGAGUUGAGAGUGGUGCAGCUGAGUUUGAUCUGGUCCAACUCCAUCAUCUCACUAAGACCUAUCAACUUAUCCACAAAAAGAUAAUAGCUGUUAACAACAUCAGCCUUGGGAUACCUGCUGGAGAGUGCUUUGGCCUCCUCGGUGUGAACGGAGCCGGGAAAACCACUAUAUUUAAGAUGCUGACAGGAGACAUAAUUCCUUCCAGUGGAAACAUUCUGAUCCGGAACAAGAGCGGAUCCCUGGGCCAUGUGGAUUCUCACAGCUCAUUGGUUGGGUACUGCCCUCAGGAGGAUGCCUUAGAUGACCUGGUAACUGUGGAAGAACACUUGUAUUUCUAUGCCAGAGUACAUGGUAUUCCAGAGAAAGACAUCAAAGAAACUGUUCAUAAACUCCUUAGGAGGCUCCAUUUGAUGCCCUACAAGGACAGAUCUACCUCCAUGUGCAGUUAUGGCACAAAAAGAAAGCUGUCCACUGCCCUGGCCUUAAUAGGGAAACCAUCCAUCCUCCUGCUGGACGAGCCAAGCUCGGGGAUGGAUCCCAAGUCAAAACGACACCUCUGGAGGAUCAUUUCAGAGGAGGUGCAGAACAAAUGCUCUGUCAUCCUCACAUCUCACAGCAUGGAAGAAUGUGAAGCCCUUUGUACCAGGCUGGCCAUUAUGGUGAACGGAAGGUUUCAAUGCAUUGGAUCUUUGCAACAUAUAAAGAGCAGGUUUGGACGUGGAUUUACUGUCAAGGUUCACUUGAAAAAUAAUAAAGUGAGCAUGGAAAACCUCACAAGGUUUAUGCAGCUGCACUUUCCAAAAACAUACUUAAAAGAUCAGCAUCUUAGCAUGCUAGAAUACCAUGUGCCAGUCACAGCAGGAGGAGUAGCAAACAUUUUUGACCUUCUGGAAACCAACAAGACUGCUUUAAAUAUCACAAAUUUCCUCGUGAGCCAGACGACUCUGGAAGAGGUAUUCAUCAACUUCGCCAAAGACCAAAAAUCCUAUGAAAAUGCCGAUACCAGUAGCCAUGGUUCCACCCUAAGUGUUGACUCACAGGAUGAUCGGAUAGAGUCUUAGCACCUGCAGCAGAUUCAACUUCAGUGAAAGACUGGUGGAUGCUUUCAGAGAAGACACCAUUUCUUAAAUUAUCUCUUCCUUACAAAGUGUUACACUGUACACAUGUGUACAGCACAAGACUGACAAAUUAUAAUAGACAUCAGUAUUGCUCCUGAAAUGAUUCCCCUGUACUUAGCACAGUGAGCAUGCAGGGUAUACACUGGUGAUCCUUAGGCAAAAUGUCAACCCCAUGAUGGAUGUCUUAAUUUAUUACUUUCAAUAAAAGGACAGCGUAAAAGGCCUGGGUAUUAGUAGUUGAAAAGUAAGGCCAGAGAAGAAAAGUAAGGUGGACUGGGGAGGACAAGGUUAUGUGAUCAAACAAAAUAACUUCUUUCUAGAAAAUAACAUGAACCCAUGAAACUAGUGUUUGUGUAAAGUGCUAAGGGCUGGAUUAACAAUGACAGAAAGCAGUGGGCACAGUCUCUACAGGAGGUGUGCCUGUUAGUUUCAGUGCCUGUGAAUACAUGGGGACAUGGUGAACCCCACAGUGUGCCUUAUGGUAAGAAUACAAUGAUACAGCAGUUUACCCUGGUGGUAAACAAAACAUAGGCCCAUUCCAGUCGUGUCUGGCCAAUGGCAAGGCGCAUGGAGAAGAGCCUCUUGCUUGUUGACAGGAAACAGGUGUGUCAGCUGGGCAGAUCCUGAAAACCAGUAACUCAUGUGCUGCUGGCAGGCAACAUUUUUAAAGCUCUUCCAGAAACCCUCACAAUUCUAGUUUCCCCACAGGAAACUUUGCUGUGAAAGAAAUAUUAGUAUGAAAAUAUUUUUCAGCUUACUAUCUGGCUGACCUGGAAUUAUAUGUAGGGUUAUA
Molecule: messenger RNA, 6055 nt
Organism: Cricetulus griseus (Chinese hamster)
Lineage: Eukaryota; Metazoa; Chordata; Mammalia; Rodentia; Cricetidae
Source: RefSeq, a predicted model, not a curated record